CUCCGACGCAACUUCCACACCCACCACCACCACCACCGCCCCUCCAUCCUCAUCCGCGCCACCGACGGCAAUACCAACGCCCCGAACCCCAAGUCCAAGACCAAUUCCCAGCCACAACAAGGCAAGGCCAAGCCCACGCCCAAGGCCAAGCCCUCGAAAGUGAAGCUGUCGACGGUGGUGAGUCCCGACGAGCUGGAGGCGUUUUAUCUGCGCUAUGCGGAGGUGUUGAUGGCGAUGAUGAUGGUGGUGCGCAUUAUUGGCGUUAUGGGUUGUUUUUUACUUUUACUUUUCUUGUGUCUACUCUGGUUUGAUGAGUUAUCUGGUUUGUGGGGUGGAUAUUUACGGUAUGAUGAGUGGGCAGUGGGCAGUGGGCAGUGGGAAGGGGCUUUACGGAUCUUUCAUCCCGAUGAGGACCGAUGUGACAUCUUUCUAAGGGAUCGUGUGAUUAUUGUAUUGGCGGGGACCGCUAGAGUACAAAAAACAUUAAGGUACAUAUGUGAUCCAGAACAGUCCACCCACAAUCCGUACAUAUGGCACAAAGGGAGAGAGAGGGAGAGUGUGUGUGAGAGGUGUGAGAGGGUGUAUAAGAGAGAGAGAGAGAGAGAGAGAGAGAGAGAGAGAGAGAGAGAGGAAUCGUACAAAUGUAUCAUCAGCAACGUGGGGAAUCGAGUGAGUCAUCAAUAGAGAAUACAACAGGGGUAGCAGUGGAGAAAGAGUGACAUGC
This is a messenger RNA of Aspergillus heteromorphus CBS 117.55, 724 nucleotides long. RefSeq lists its product as uncharacterized. The record is from RefSeq and is a predicted model, not a curated record. The transcript has 2 exons. The coding region runs from base 229 to 684 and encodes 151 amino acids. NCBI's taxonomy places the organism in Eukaryota, Fungi, Ascomycota, Eurotiomycetes, Eurotiales, Aspergillaceae.